This is a messenger RNA of Oreochromis aureus, 3018 nucleotides long. RefSeq lists its product as uncharacterized. Gene Ontology annotation, biological process: interleukin-15-mediated signaling pathway; T cell activation; positive regulation of ERK1 and ERK2 cascade. Lineage: Eukaryota; Metazoa; Chordata; Actinopteri; Cichliformes; Cichlidae. Bases 15 to 1709 code for a protein of 564 amino acids. Gene Ontology annotation, molecular function: protein tyrosine kinase binding; MHC class II protein binding. The record is from RefSeq and is a predicted model, not a curated record. The transcript has 10 exons. Gene Ontology annotation, cellular component: membrane raft; external side of plasma membrane.
GCCUGGAGAGAGAGAUGCAACAACACAUUUCUUCACUGUUAACAAUCCUGAUUUUUAUGCUUCAGUUUGAAGCAUGCAUCAGUGAAACCUACAUGGAUCUUUAUUACACACCGGGAAAUGAUGUCAUUCUCCCCUGUGAUAACACAUCCUCAUUGAACUCAUCAUGCUCCAUCAUUACGUGGUUUUAUGACAGAGAUAACUCUGAGACAACAGAAAUGGUUUGGAAUGGAGCUAUUAUGGAGAACUCAGCUCAAGCAGCCAGACUGAGUCUGUACAGUAACUGUUCCCUGGGCAUCAGGAACAUUGUUGCUGAAGAUGCUGGCCUUUACUGCUGUCGGUCUGGGAACACUACAGCCCAGGAUACAAAUGUGGGUCUGCAUAUUUUGAACAUUUCAGCAUCUCAGACACUAAACGGGGAUGGAUACAUCACAUUAGCAUGCACUCUCUUCAAAUACUCUGACUCCCAAUUGUGUGGCGAGAACAGCAUCCUCUGGUUGAACGAAAGAGGAACUGUGCUGCUUGGCAGUGGUGCCAGGGACACUGGACCGAUGUGCGUUUCUCUUUUGACUGUGAAACCUCAGAGGGCCCACAACAAAACCUACACCUGCCAGUAUAUCAAGAAAAACAGUGUGAAGAUAGAAGCUCACUACACACUUAGAGCAGUGAUCAGUGGACAGAUGUACCACCUCUAUCACAGACCUGGAGAGUGUGUCACUCUACCGUGUGACAGUCUAUCUGAUACAUGCGCCAUGAUUAACUGGCUUUACAGCAAAGACUCAUCUCAGACUGAAAUACUGGUUCAAAAUAGUAAUGUGAAGCAAUCAGCUCAAGCUGCCAGGCUGAGUCUGCAGAGUAACUGCUCUCUGGGCAUCAACAACAUCACUGCAGAGGAUGCUGGCAAAUACUUCUGUCGGCCUGAAGGGACCACUGGUCAGGGCACAAGUGUCUAUCUGCAUAUUUUGACCAUUUCAGGAUCUCCAUCAGACACUGACCCACAGAAGGAUGGAAACAUCACUUUGGAGUGCUCUCUGUUUAGAUACUAUUCUUCCAUACCCUGUAAAAAGAAAAGUAUCUGCUGGGUGGAUGAGACAGGAUUUGCACUGCCUGACAGAGGUGUCCUGCAAAAUGGGCAGACAAAAUGUGUUUCUCUUCUGACUGUGAAGCAUCAGAGUGACCAUAACAAAAGAUACACCUGCCAGUUUCUUAACAAAAAGACUGUGAUGAUAGAAGGUCACUACACACCUGUCUUUAUAGCCUCUACGAAUCCUCUGUCUGAUUCCACACCUAACAAGGGCUUCAUCAUCAUCGGUGCUGGGAUGGUGAUUCUGGUUCUGGUCGUCAUCUUUACUGUUUUCAUUAAGUACAGUAGGAGAGCCAAAGUGACAGAAGAUAUUCAAAAACCAUCCCACCACAAUGUGACUAUACUGAAAAAUACGCUAGAAAAUGAGAAAAUGAAAAAUGAAGAAACCCAUACAGGCACAUGGAGAACAAAGUCCAAACAAAAAGGUUCCAUCUGGCCUGCAGAUUUAAACUCAGGAUCUUCUUGCUGUGAGGAGGAGCCAGAGGGGAAUAUCAUCUACGCCACAAUUGACCACUCUAAUCAAAAAACUCUGAAGAAAAAGGUCAAAAACGAGGAGGCGGUGACUUAUUCUGCUGUGAAGACGAAGGCAGAAACUGACCCCAGCAGCAUCUACAGUAACAUCUGCUAAGCUUACCAAAAUGAAAUCAGAGGGAAUAAAACUUCUCAUAAUGUCAGUGCUAUCUACCCAUGCUGGUUCGGGUUUUAACACCACCACAGGCACCAACCGCUUUGCAGCCACAGCUGAGUGCAGCAGCUUCAGCGAUGGAGGUACUGAACAUGGUCCAUUUGGACUCAGUGCCCCCAGUCUCCCUUUGAAUGCUGUUGAAGCUCUGCUGCAGGUGGGAGGUGAAGAUCUUGCGGACUGGGGCCUCUGCCAGACGUUUCCAGCGCACCCUCACUAUAUGUUUAGGUGCCACAGGUUUGUCCAGCAUCCUCCCCACCACCUGAUCCAACCCACCACCAGGUGGUGAUCAGUAGACACCUCAGCCCCUCUCUUUACCCGAGUGCCCAGUACAUAUGUCUCCAGAUCGGAUGAUACGAUUGCAAAAUCGAUCACCGAUUUUUAUUUAUUUUAGUCCGUGUCUCAUGUAAAUGCGUCUGGUUUUGCUUCCUUUGUCUCGUUAGGCCUGAUUUGCCCCAGCUGUGUUUCCCUCCUGUUACCCAUUCCCUGAUUGCUCCCUCUGUGUAUUUAAGCCCUGUGUUUCUCUGUGUCCGUGUCAUGAUCUACCCUCUUCUUGCUGUGUGUUCUGUCUGAGUAAGUUUAUUUGCAAGUUUUUUUACCUUUUGAGUUUAGCAAUAAAUCUGAGUUUGAAUUACUUUCCGCCUCCGAGUGUCUGCACAUUGGGUCCUCCUACUACCACUCCUGUGUGCACACAGCCUUCACAUAACAGAAGAUCGCGACCAGAACAUGGACCCAGCAGCACUUGCCCCGUCUGAUGAGCUCAGGGAGGAUAUAAUUUAUUCACUGGAUAAAUUAUGUGACUUGUGGCUGAAUCAUCCAGGGGAGGAAUUUCAGCGUGCUGUAGCAAACCGGCUACAGCGACUGGUUUCUGGUCUCCCCUGGCUUUUGGACUCACUUCACCCACUCAUACAGGAGUUUUUCCUUAAUGAGCUUCAUCUGCAUCCCCCUGUUGCUACCGCUCACCUACCCAACUUGGAGAAAGAUGUGCUGCCCAGCCCGCCGGACUUGGAGUUGCCCGGCCCAUUGGAGCCAUCACCGAGGAGGAAGCGGCGGCCGCGCCACUGGCGUGUCACCCCACAGCCAGACCCCGGGAUGUCAAAACAGCCAGCUGUGGUGAGCGAAAAGGACACUUUUUCUCUUUCUUCGGGCCAUGGGACUAUUUAUUCUGGGGCUAUAUUUUUUGCAUCAGCUGCUCAGCCACAAGCUCACUUAGCUGCUCAGCCACGAGCUCACUUAGCUGCCCAGCCAUCUGCCU